Pyrus x bretschneideri (Chinese white pear) is the source of this 444-nucleotide messenger RNA. RefSeq lists its product as uncharacterized. NCBI's taxonomy places the organism in Eukaryota, Viridiplantae, Streptophyta, Magnoliopsida, Rosales, Rosaceae. The transcript is spliced from 2 exons. The record is from RefSeq and is a predicted model, not a curated record. The coding region runs from base 1 to 444 and encodes 147 amino acids.
AUGGCGAACUUGGCGAAGUUUGAUUAUGCUGUCCUGGACAUUACUUGGAAGAAUUACCUUACUUGGGUACUGGAUACCAAGAUCCAUCUAGAAGCAGGGAAUCUUAGAGAUACCAUCAGGGAAGAGAACAACUCAUCCUCUCAAGAUCGGGUGAAGGCUAUGAUCUUUAUUCGUCGCCAUCUUGAUGAGGCUAAAGAGCGAGUGAAGCUUUGUGGGGAUACCAUUAUUGAGGAAGACAUGUUAGAAAAAAUUUUCAGCAUAUUUCAUGCCUCUAAUGUGCUCCUCCAGCAGCAGUAUAGAGCACGAGGCUACACUGAAUAUAACCAGCUGAUAUCUGUGCUCUUGGUAGUCGAACAAAACAAUGAGCUCCUGAUGAAAAACCAUAAUUCUCGACUUACUGGAUCUGCACCAUUCCCAAAAGUGAAUGCUGCUCCCUCGAAGUGA